Anguilla anguilla (European eel) is the source of this 1931-nucleotide messenger RNA. RefSeq names its product aurora kinase A and ninein-interacting protein. The coding region runs from base 345 to 1433 and encodes 362 amino acids. Gene Ontology annotation, cellular component: spindle pole; centrosome. The transcript has 3 exons. Lineage: Eukaryota; Metazoa; Chordata; Actinopteri; Anguilliformes; Anguillidae. Gene Ontology annotation, biological process: spindle organization. The record is from RefSeq and is a predicted model, not a curated record.
AAUAUCGAUACUUAAUCACAAAAAACUCAUAGUAUAAGUAUCGUGGUAAAUUACACCUGUGAGGCUUUUGUUUAUAAUUGAGAAAAGGCGCGAGAUAAACAGCUCUCACGAAAAAUCUCUUGGCGGGACAGAUUUAAAUCUUCUGCAGCUACUGUUCGCUUCAUAUUUAACAACCAUAAAUCUACUAAUUACGCCGUUACUGGGAUUGUUCAGGAUCCGCCAGCUGCGCGUUGAAAAGAAGUUGCCUCUCUUGAAAGCACGAAAACUCAAUAAACAGGAACGGGAGGUUGCGUGUCGAGGCUCGGGAUUCUGGGAUACGCGUGGCGGAAAUCGUCGUGACGACGAUGAAGGCUUGCAAGGUCCCGGCGAGCACGCAGGAAGACUGCGGCGUGUGGCUGGACACCGCGGACCUCCGCAGGAAGAGGAAACCGAUCCGCCCCCCCCGCCCCAUCUCCAGGCUGCUGAACCCGCUGGGGCCCUCGGGGGCCUACAGAGUCCCCGCCGUUCUGAGCUUCACACAGACCAGGCUGCAGUUUCCCGCCACCGCCCAGAGCUCCAUCACCUCCUUCCUGUCCCCGCGUCGCCAUGGUGACGCCGCCCCACCCUCCUCACUGCCUCUUGGUCUCGGCUCCCGCAUCACCCAGAGUGCUCCACCUGCCCCUGGUUUGCCGUGGAGUCGGAGUGAGAACAAGGCUCCAGAACGGGUCAUAGUUCUGUCCGCUUCCUGUCGGGGUAAGGAAGAGGCGGAGUCUGCUGCUAUAAUGGCCACGCCUCUCUCCCCACCGGACGUUACAGCAAUGCUGAAGAAGAGGAAACAUUUCGGCAGGCCCGAGGAGCCAGCCAAUCAGAGAGUUGGGGGUGUGGUCCCUCCUUUAAGGCCCCUCCCUCAGGACAGUGCAGGAGGCGGGGUCAGGGGGGGCUGCAGGGUGCUGGGGGCGUGUUCAUUCCCCCUGCCGGUGGAGGACGAAGAGGAGGAGCCUGCUAAAAAGAGGCUCAGGGCCCCAAGUAACACAGAGACCCUGCCCUGCCAUCUCACCCAGCGUGACCCCGCCCUGUCCCACCGCGGUGAGGGGAAAGAGAACAGCCAAGGACCCCCGCUGCCUCCCUCCUCUCCCCUCUCCCCCAAACCCACGCCCUGGAGGAGGGAGUCCCCUUGCCUGUCGCCGUGGAAACGCCCCCUGCGCGACCUCCCGGAGACGCAGGUGGUGAGCCGCUCCCAGCUGUUCACCCAGGACUCGGAGGGCCGACAGGUAAUGGCUCACCGCGGCGCCCAGAGGACCCCCCUGCUGGACUGCACCAACUUACCCCCCUGCAGGGAGCUGCCCGGGACUGUACCAUCCCAGCCUCCCCUGCAGGGGGAGCCAGACUCUGAGCUAAGGCCAGAGCUGCUGUUCACACAGGACUCCGAGGGAAACAGGGUUAUCAAGCACUGAGCGGCACCAUAGAGUUUGCACACAAACCAGGUAGUACACCAUAGACUCUCCGCACUCACACCAGACACUGGAAAGUCCAGGGCUCAGAAAAUGGAAGCACUGCCACGUCCACCCAUUAACUCAGGGGGCUGGCUGCACUAAUUUGGGAUGAAGAAUUGCGCUAAUUGGCAAAUCCAGGUGACUGGGACGAAGUACAGUGGAGGACUUUAGCUUUCUGAACCUGGAUUCUCCACCACUGCUGCGUUGCGUGGAAGGUCUCGUCUCCCUAACAUUUGAGAUCAGAUGUGCGUCUUCUGAAUAUUUAAGUGGUGUCUGUCCCACCACAACUUUAUUAGCAACCCUCUGUAGCCAAGAAGCUGACGGAAGGAACAUAUGAGGUGAGCACCUUGUGAGCAAAUAGAAUCUGUGGCCUUCCGCUGGAUGAACGAGGGAGGGCGGGGCUUAAUGUCAUGACCUCUUGGCUGUGUGACAGCGCGCUCUGGUGGCAGAAUGAGAGCA